AGAUUAAUAUGUGUUAUAUAUUCUAAUUAUAUUAUUUAUUUUUAUAUUUUAUUAAUUAUUUCUUGAAAUAUUUUUUUGUUUUUUGGAAUUUUUUAUUUCAUAAUUAUUUUAAAUAUUAUUUGAAGUAUUAUGUAUUGUAUUAAUGGAGAAAAAUUAGUAGGGCGCGUAAGUAGCACGACUAGGUAUGUUCUAACCAUUAAUGUACAUGCGCGUAUUAAAAGAUCUGUCAAACGAACGAACUGUAUUUGCAUUCUUCUAUUUUGUAAUAUUCAUAGUGUUUUUAGAUUAUGUAAAAUCAUGUGUAAAUGGUAUGAUAGUGUUCGUUAACUUUAUAAAUAACUAAUUAAAGUGAUUUUCUUAUAUUUCAACAUAAUUAAUCAUUUUCAAUAUUAUUUGCUAUAUAAUAAAGUUGUUAAAUUUAUAAAAGAUGAAUUUAUAAAAGAAUGUCAAAACAUGCAUCAUUGAAUGCAUUAAUAUUCAUAUUUGUGUAAUCUAACUAAAUACUAAGUAAAUACUAAAUAACAAAAAAACAAUAUUUGAUUCAUAUUCUCUUAUUUGCUUAAUUUUAUAUCUCGUUAUACUAAAAAAUACUAAAAAAUACUAAAAAAAUAACGAAUUUAUCGUUUUAUAUAUUUUACAAAUAAUUUUUAUGUUGAUAAUUUAAAAAUGCAAGCUAAUCUUCAAAAAAUAUAUUAUAAUAAUAUAAACUUUUAAAUAUUAUUUAAUUUCAUAAUGUAACAAUGUAAAAAAAGUAUAAUACUUAUAUCAAAUUGAAAUUUAAAAUAAUAUUAAAUUAUUAAUAAAUUAAAAUUAAUAAAUAAAUUAUUAAGACUUAUGUUCAAUUUACUUAUAUAAAUGAGUGUAAAAGAUACUUUUAGCUAAAUAUCCAUUUUUUUUUUAAAAACAUAAAUUUGAUAUGUUUAAAGAAUUCUUAAUACAAAAAUCAAUAUGGUUCGUGUAAUCACAGUACAUAAUUUUUUGGGGCAAAACAUCACUCAAAUUGAGGAACCAACUGCAAGCUGUAUAGCAAAUGCAUCUGGACAUGAAAUGCUUCUCUUAGCAUUAUCAACUCAUUGCAUUGAAGUUUGGGAUUUGAUGAUGUCUGAUAUUAAACUACAUACUGUUUUUCCAACAGUUGAUAUGAUUAAUCAAAUGAUACAUUGUACCAAAGAAGAUUAUGUUGUAACAUUGGAAUCAAAAUUAUCUAGAGAUGCAAGCAUUAAUAAUCAUACAGGGAAAGCAAUUAAUAAUUUUGUUAGAAUUUAUGUUAAUUGGGCUAUGGUAAAAGAUCAAAGUCAACCUAUGCGUGCUAGAAUAGCAGGACGUGUUACACCAAGUUUGAAUCGACCAUUGAAUAGUUUAGAAAUGAUAGAAUUACCUUUAAGUGUACAGCCUACAUUAAUUGCUUGCUGUCAAAGUACUGGUAAUCUUCUAGUAGCUUCAGGAAAUAGUGCUAUUCUGCAUGAAUUCAAAAUUGAAACACAGCAAGUAUCAAAGAUGAAAUUUAUAGAUUUUGAGGCAAGACCAUGGUCUUUGGGAUUUUCAUUUUCUCCUACACAUAUGGAAAUUAUUGAAGAUUUCAUAUUAAUUAUGGAUAAGACAAAUUUAUGUGUUUUUCGAUUGGCUAAUUCAAUGUAUGAAGACAUUGAUCAAUUGAGUUCUUUAACUUCCACAAAUUCCUCAUCCAUUGAUAAAACAUCAAUAUCCACAGAUUCUUCUCUUGCAGAAAAUAGCAAUAAUAUGAAUAAUCAAGAUGAUAACAUAAUAUUGCAAGGAACAAAUUCAAAAUGUAAGAGUUCUAAUCAAGAUCCUUAUUUCAUUUUAUCAGAAAAUAAUGAUUCUACUGGAAUAAGCACAAAAUUUAAAAGUAAGAGAUACAAAAGUUCUAAAAUAAAUAUAUGGAACAAACUAGACACAGGAGAUUUCAGAAAAAUAAAAUCUAAUAAUAAUGAUAAUAUUAUAAAUUUGGAUCACUUAAUGUAUAAUGAAAAAGAUGAAUUACAAAGAUUAAUUGAUCAAGAAAUUAUUGAUGGAAAUUCACAAGCCUUGACUAUUAAUUUGCCAUCUAUAAGUUUAGAAAGAGCAGGACCUGGACAUACUUUAAGUCCUUUUAUAUUAAACCCAUCAGAUAUAAGAAUUAUAAUUAAAACAAAUUCUCCUGAUUUAGGAUGGUCAGAAAAUUAUACAAUAAAAAAUUUGUUAUCUCUUAAAAUAAUAGCAGCUAAUAAUAAACUUGAUGGAAAUUCUGAAGUAUUCAAUUGUUCUUUACUAAAACCAUUAUACAUGAGAAAGGAAUGUAAUAAUUCUUAUUUGAAAAAAUCAAUUCUUAGAUCAGAUAAAUAUACAUAUUUGCAAGGUGUUAGUUGUUUUUUAAGCACUUUGCAAGAAGGAUAUCUUUAUCACUUUUCUGCUACUAGUUCAAAUCCUACAGAUGUAACUUGUUUAACUACUUAUCCAUUUACUGCACCUGUUAAUCAAGUAGCAUUGGAACAUACUGCUUUGCAUGCAUUGACUGAAGCUGGUCUUGAAUCUUACACAUUACGUUUAUCUCAUCAUGUUGCAAGAACAUCAAAUAAUUUAGAAAAUUUAAGAGUAACAUGUCCUAAUGUCUCUGAGCCAGUCUGUCUAAUCGGAUUAAGACCAUUUUUAGGAAUACAAAAACUAUUACAUAGUAAAAAUUAUCUAAUUCUUUUAGCCAAAGCUGAAAAUUCCUGGACUUUAUAUUCUUUAAUUUUACCCAAAUUGGAAAAUUUAUAUUAUGAUAUCUUAAAUGCAGCCAGAAGUCAUAAAUCUUCCAGUCCUAGUACAUACCGACAUUUGUUAGGGGAGGCUCAUGCUUUGAUACGUUUAGCUAAAGAUGCUGUGUAUAAUUGCUUAGAUAUUAAUGAAUUUGACGAUAUCGCUAAUAAAAAUGGAUUGAAAUUGAAAAAUUUAUACAAUCAAUCUUGCGCGUUGCUUGGAGAUUAUUAUAUUCGUUCUGAAUAUGAAUCGGAUUGGGAUUUUUGUAUACCUUAUUACAAAAUGUCGGGAUUAAAACCCUCAGAAGUAUUAUCUAGAAAAUCAAGUCAAGAUGCUCCGGGACUCGUUACUUUUUUAACAGAUAUUCUUCUCACAAUGAAAAGUGGUUCAGAAGCUGAUGCGUUGUUUCAAGGAUUUAAUAUUGUAGAAAUGAUAUGUAAAUUGAAAAAAUCGGAUUUAUUGAAAUUGAUUUUUAGUAGUCCUGUAUUACGAGAAUAUACCACCGAAAAAUUAAUUCAUCUUUUAUUAUUAUAUGAAACAGAUGAGUUAGUUAAAUUAGCUUUAGCACUCUUAUAUAUACAAGCUGAAAAACAGGAACAAGCAGAAAAAAUAAUUGAACCAGUUUCGGCAUUAUAUAUCAAACGAAUAGUUUUAGAACAUUGGGAUCUUUUGUUUGAUAUGACAGCAAUGAAAAAAAGAAGUCCAAUGAUUCCGACAUUUUCGGAUUUUGCUGGAAUGUUAAUGCGUCAAAAAAAUUUAACUUUUGCCGAAAUUUUAAUACAAUUAAUAGAAGACGAUGGAAUUUUAUCUCUCCAUCAAAUUAUACAGGUAUUUUUAGAAUAUUUGCCGUCAAGAGUAGGACGGGAUGGACAUAAUGCAGCAAUGACAUUACAAAUUUUUCUUGAAAAAUAUCUUCAUAAUUACUUCAGUACAAAAUUGAUUAUAGACUCAUCUGUUAUAAAUAAAAAUCAAAUACGCACAGAUUUCGCUCUUGUUGAAGCAUUUAAAUUAUUAGUACGGUCAUACUUAGGCAAAUUAACUCAAACUAAAGUAUACAAAAUAGAAAAUAGAGAAAAUAUGCAAGAAAAUUAUGAUAACUUCAUAUUUAUCAAAUUUAGACCUCAUUAUUUAAACGGGAUGCCACCGUAUGCGAAAGAUUAUCAAAAAGUUUUGAAUAUGUGCGAUUUACAAGAUUUAGUUGAUAUCGAUAAGACUGAUUCUGAAAAAACUAUACCAACAGAAUUGUUUAAAUUACAAUCUGUAUUAUCUUGCGAUUUUAUACCAAAUGAAUGUUUAUAUGAAGUUAAACAAUUUCUUGAAACACAAGAAAUUCAUGGCAGUUUAUCUUUAAAAACGUUAUGUAUUCAAAAUACAGAAGAAACAACAACACUUCUAAUGGAAAAUUGUCCUCAAGCAGUUGUACAAUAUGCGAAGGAUACGUAUACUAAAGAUUCUGAAUGGAAGUAUUUAAUUGAAUUAACACAAAAUAAAAUUUCUACAACAAAUACUCGACAAGAAUUGCAAUGUUUAUAUACGCAAAUUAUGAAAGCAAUUUUAAAUUAUCUACCACAUACAUUAUCUUUAAAAAGUCUACAUCGUGUUCUUCCAAAAGAUGAUAUAAUAACAUUUCAAAAAUGCAAUGAAAUGUGUAAUCAAAUUAUGCACGCCGAACAUGUUAAAUCGCUAAUAAUGGAAACUGGGCAACAACUUUUAUCAACAUUAAAAUUAUGAGCGAUAAUUUUAACUGAUCAAUUUCGACGACGAUAGGUCCAAUUUAACUUAUUUAUAUAAAAAAAAAAAAAAAAAACUGAAAAAUUUAAAUGCAACAAGAAAUUAUGUUGUAUAAAAAUUAUAUAUAGAGAAAAUAGAUUUGAAAUGAAUUGUACUUAAUCGAAUUUGAAAACAAUAGUUUUUCAUGUGAUAACUUUCAUGGAUUACAAAUUUUUGCUUAAAAUUACCUGACUUUUAGAAAUAAUUUUAAUAAUUUUUUUGGUCACUUUUUGAUUAUUAAUGAUUCACUUUUUUACUUACAUAUGUAUCUUUUCAUUCAUUAUAUCAUAAUUUUACAAAUCAUUCUUAGAUAUAUAAUUUACUUUAUAAUAUAUUUCUAUUAUUUAUAUAAUAUUUUUGAAAGUAUAUAUUUUUCUUAAUCCAAUUAAUUAAAAUAUUCAAUUUUUGUUACAAUUUUAAUUAUAUAAGAUUUUUCAUGGAUAAAGUUGUAUUAACAAAUUAUCAAAAACUAAAGACAAAUACUAUAGAUAAAACUAAUUCACUACUAUUAAUUGUUGAAAUGUUCUAUAUAGAUAUAUUAUAUUAUGUCUGGACGUAUGUUAUCUUUCCCUUAGCUAAUAAAAUAGUUGAAUCAUAAUUAUGAAAAGUUUAUACAAAACCAAGCAUAUAGAUAUUAAAAUUUUACAGUGUUAUAUAUAAUAUUUAAUCUGAUAGAUUGCUUUAUAUAUUGAAGUAAGAAAUUUUGUAGUAGUGAUCAUUAUAUUUUUGACUACUGUUUGAAUAUUUAUAAGAAUUUGUUAAAAAUUGUUUAUAUUUUAACCGCUAAGGGCGGGGUGGCAUGUGUUUAAGAAAUUAAAUAUUAAGAUACUUUUUAUUAUAUUUGUUGAUCCUAUAAUGUAUUUUCAUCACUUUUUAAAUGUUACAAAAUAUGUAACUUUGAUGUGCCUUUAGGACUAAUUUCUCUUUGUUAUAUAUAUGUAAAUCUAAUGUAAUUAUGUUAGAAGUGAUCUAUGAUAUUUAUAAAUUAUAAUAGAAAAUAAUAUAUAGCUUUAACUCAUAA
Molecule: messenger RNA, 5530 nt
Organism: Apis cerana (Asiatic honeybee)
Lineage: Eukaryota; Metazoa; Arthropoda; Insecta; Hymenoptera; Apidae
Product: BLOC-2 complex member HPS3
Biological process (GO): organelle organization
Cellular component (GO): cytoplasm
Source: RefSeq, a predicted model, not a curated record